This is a messenger RNA of Phymastichus coffea, 1064 nucleotides long. Its product is annotated as histone-arginine methyltransferase METTL23-like. The record is from RefSeq and is a predicted model, not a curated record. Bases 162 to 923 code for a protein of 253 amino acids. The transcript is spliced from 4 exons. Gene Ontology annotation, cellular component: cytoplasm; nucleus. Lineage: Eukaryota; Metazoa; Arthropoda; Insecta; Hymenoptera; Eulophidae.
UUCUCUUCUAGCAUUCUAGAUUUCGAGAAUUUUAAUUUCGCAUAGUCAGCAGUUUCAAGGUCGCUAAGACUCAUUUAUUUGGAUAUUUCUACGUUCGAAAUGUGUAUACAGUUAGAGCAAUAUUUGCGUGUGCGCAGUUCACUCAUGUGAUAGAGUGUGAUAUGCCGGGAUUGGAGCAUAGCUUUGGCUUCCACACGAGUCCAUCCGCGUACGGCCUAAUGUCCGAUGGUGUCGCCUCCGAACAAGUGAAAAAGUUCUUUUUCACGUCAGGCAAAGCAUCUACAAAAAGUUCUUCCGACGACGACGACGAAGACGACAGUUUAGAAGUUUACAUUCCUGAGUUGUUGCAAGCUAGCUACAGUUUUUAUACUUGGCCCUCAGCACCAGUUUUAGCUUGGUAUUUAUGGGAACAUAGGAAAGAACUUACAGGAAAACGAGUUCUUGAGCUAGGAUCAGGGACAGCACUUCCUGGUAUAGUUGCAUGUAAAUGUGGUGCCUCUGUUAUACUUAGUGAUUCUGCAACUUUGCCAAAAAGUUUACAACAUCUUAAACGAAGCUGUGAAUUGAAUGGAGUAGUUUCACAAGUGAAAGUUGUUGGUAUAACUUGGGGAUUCUUCUUGUCAAGCUUAUUUUCACUUGGAUCUUUAGAUUUGAUUUUAGGUUCAGACUGUUUUUAUGAUCCUUCCGUUUUUGAGGAUAUUGUAGUUACUGUUGCCUUUCUUUUGGAAAGAAAUCCAGCAGCUAGGUUUCUUUGUACUUAUCAAGAACGUAGUGCUGACUGGUCAAUUGAACAUUUAUUAAACAAGUGGGGUUUGACUUGCACACAUGUACCACUUAACAAUCUAGGUGCAGAUUCCGGACUUGAUGUUCAAGAGUUGAUGCAAGAUCAUACGAUACAUCUACUGGAAAUCAAAAGAGCUUGAAACUUGAUAUGGCUUCAAAAGUUCUGAAUCCAAAAGUUGUUAAAAAUGCUACCCUUUUUGUAGCAAACCUCAACUGGACUACAGGACAAAACGAACUCAAAAAGCAUUUUACUAAAUUUGGGAACAUUGUCAAAACUUCUG